Messenger RNA from Paramecium tetraurelia, 219 nucleotides. RefSeq lists its product as uncharacterized. The transcript has a single exon. NCBI's taxonomy places the organism in Eukaryota, Ciliophora, Oligohymenophorea, Peniculida, Parameciidae. The record is from RefSeq and is a predicted model, not a curated record.
AUGGGUAUUGAAACUUUGGCAAGAAGUACUCAUCUAGGAGAUCAAGAAUAAUAAAAAUCAAAUGCCAAAAUCACUAAUAAUGCAUUAAUCGAAUAAUAUUUAAGAUAUAAAAGAUGCUCUAGACAAAUGAUAAAUCCAAUCUUAUUGUCAAUCACCCUGCUUUAUUGUAGGUAUAAUCCUUAUUCUGAAAAGGUCGAUAAGGAGAAAUUGACAAAGUGA